Archocentrus centrarchus (flier cichlid) is the source of this 3736-nucleotide messenger RNA. It is a transcript of the gene fkrp, whose product is annotated as fukutin related protein. NCBI's taxonomy places the organism in Eukaryota, Metazoa, Chordata, Actinopteri, Cichliformes, Cichlidae. The coding region runs from base 483 to 2072 and encodes 529 amino acids. The record is from RefSeq and is a predicted model, not a curated record. Gene Ontology annotation, cellular component: Golgi apparatus. Gene Ontology annotation, biological process: protein O-linked glycosylation via mannose. The transcript is spliced from 2 exons.
ACAGAGAAGGUGACGGGAUAGCGUAAUGCUGGGUGUCUCGGUUGAGAUUUGUAUUAAGUUUCGUGCUUAUCAAAUGUAUUGUUGAUCACUAAGUGUGAGGUUCUUCUAAAACAUGUUGGAGACUUGAUUUCAACCACAGCCGUACAAAUACGAGCUAAACGCAAGUUAAUAUCUGUAUUUGCUGCUGCCGAUUCAGCCAAUGCAGCUCCUCCUGCGCUACUAGCUCAAAAAGACCACCAUGAAAUCCAAAUAUAGCGAGUAUAACGGGCUUAACUGGCUUAACGUUGGUAAAGUCUCUGUUAACUAGUGAAUGAUAUGAUGGCCCUGCAAAGGAUUGUCUAAUAUGAAAUAAAAUACAUUCAAAUGAAGGUUGUUUUUAACCCUCUGUUACACUAAUGGGGGUCCGAGAACAGCCACUGGAUUACUUGACUCAAACUUAAAUUUUUCUCCCAAAAGAAAUUGCAAACUAAAUAUUAGUUGCCAUGCGGAUCAGUUUCUGCCAGGGCCUAUUAACUGGUGCCAUCAUCCUCAACCUCCUCAUUCUCUACUAUGUGUCUCGGGCCCAGCAGCAAAUGAUGGAGAAGAGGAAAGAACUAGGCAGGAGCACAAGGAGGGCUGCCCUGCCAGCCUCUGGUCUUGGAGGGGUACUUGUAGGAGCUGGAGGUGAGCCUGGAGUAGUUGGAAUGGAGGGACACAGCCGAGGUCCACGUGUGACUGUUCUUCUUCGGGAGUUUGAACAGUUUGAAAACUAUGUUGGGGAUGUGGCUAAUUCCUUCCUACGCCAGAGACCAGAGCUUCCCUUCCUGGCUGUGGCUGACAUGUCUCCAUACCCUCCCUUGGUGCUUCCAGAGGGUGCUCGGCUUCUUGUGCUCUCCCCCAGUCCGGACCAGCCACCUCAAGCUCACAGGCCAGAGUUUCAUGUGCAAACAGAGUUUGUGCUGCUGGUGCCUGAUGGAGUGGAGCUGGAGCAACCCAGGGCCAUUGAGAGAUUAAUCAGAGAGUUGGAAGGUGAGGGUGGAGGGCCUGUGAGGCUAGUAGCUGCACCCGUGUUGGCUCGAUCUGCUGUGCAAUGUCUCCACUUGCGGGUGAACCUCAGAGAGUGGACAGGCACCUACUCACCAGCUGCAUCUGGGAGUAGUGGGAGUGUGUGUACGGCUUUACAAGGAGAUGCAGUUGUCCUCAUUAGGACUGAGGAUCUUUUUAACCUCUCUGUCCCUCUGGGACGGCCCCUCUUCUCCUCGCUCUUCAUCCAGACUUCUUUGAGAGGCUGGAAGGUCAAACUGCUGGAAGGCCCGUGUUUCUCUGCGAACCAUAGGCCCCUCUUCAGCUCCGCGCACAACCAGUGGAAGGCUGACACUCAACUAAAGGAGGCCACAGGGAAGCUUAUGAGGAGCUUUGGUCUGAAGCGUCUUCUGCUGCCUGAUGGGAGGGAACAGUGGUAUGGAUGCAGCAAAGAGACCCCACGCUGUUUUGGCACUGUGCAGGAUGACACUCCAGACUAUCUUUAUCUGGACCGCUGGACACCUCCCUGCUGUCUGCGAGCACUUAGGGAAACCACCAAAUAUGUUAUCAAUAUCUUGGAGAGCUCAGGAGUACGUUACUGGCUAGAGGGAGGUACUCUGCUGGGCGCUGUUCGCCAUCAAGAUAUCAUCCCAUGGGACUAUGAUGUAGAUCUGGGCAUCUACCUGGAGGAUGUACCCAACUGUGAUCACUUAAAGAACCUGGACUCAGGUUCUCUGGUGGAUGCUAAUGGCUAUGUUUGGGAGCGUGCAGUGGAAGGAGACUUUUACAGGGUCCAGUACAGCGAGGCCAACCACUUGCAUGUUGACCUGUGGCCGUUCUAUCCACGUAAUGGCAUCAUGACAAAAGAUACGUGGACUGAGCACAAACAGGAUGUAGAGUUCCCAGAACACUUCCUGCAGCCGCUGGUACCCAUGCCUUUUGCUGGCAUCACUGCCUAUGGCCCCAACAACCACAAAGCCUUUUUGGAACUUAAGUUUGGAGAAGGGGUGAUUGAGAACCCCCAAUACCCCAACCCUGCAAAAAAGAGACUGGACAGAAGCAAAUUAUGAGUCAUACUCGAGGGCCACAGGCCCAUUCAUGUUUACCUAAUUACACAGAAAGUCUUGCCUCAAAUAAUUUUCUUUGAAAGAUGAUGCCUGGAAACUAAAGCCAUUUUCACACAUGCACUGCAGCCCCGUAUGUUUUAAGACAUUAUAACAGAGUCGGAUCUGAGAUUAAAUGGUCCAGCUCCUCGAGUCUGUGUGAUGUCCUGUUGUGCAAAUUUUCUCUGAUGUGAGAAUUCGUAGCAAGUGUGGUCGUCUGCAUGUGCUGCAUGUGCAAGAGGGCAGUUUCAGAGAAUAUCCAUAUCAGAUUGUCUCAACAUUUUCUGGAGUUCAUGUGUGAAAAAAGGUUUAAUACGGUGCCAAAAUGACUGCAUUUACUGUUACCUUCAACACAUCUGUAUCAGCAGACAGUGGAUUGCAUGCUUGGUCAGAUCUUUCUUUCUGUGUUUUGGAUGUAAAGCCUAAUGUUGAACACACUUUAUUUAUUUGCCUGAGUGGUAGCAUUUGUUUGAAAGACACCCUUGAGGAGUUUAAAUCCAUACACUAGUAUACUGAUAUAAAGACACACUUUAAAUAGUCAAAGACUGGUCUGUCUGUGUUGUAUAGUAAUGUUUAACUAUUACCACUGUAAAAAAAAAUGGAUAAUCUUUAAAAAAAAAGCUGAGAUGUAUUUUAUCUUAAGCAGGAUUUAGGGUAUUAUACAGAUUCACGUGUGUUAAAUGUCUUUGCCUGAACAGAUAUUUGAUUUUUUUUUUUUUUUUUUGACUCUGUUGCCUUGUUUUGCACACCUUAGUUUAUGGUAGUGCCAGCUGGUAUCUACAGCUGAGCAGACUUCCAUCUAGUGAAAUGAGAAGCACACGUGCGUCUUUCAUGCUGUCACAAAUAAAACAUUGCUCCACUGGGCCUUAGUAGUCAAUGAAAUAUUAAAAGGACACUGAAUUCAGUAGACUACUCCCCUGGCUGCCACAUGAUUUCUGUAGUUUUUCUUGUAUCUAAUGUAUUAGGGUGUCAGGUCAUUUUAUGUACUGCUACAAUAAUGGAAUGGUAACAGUUUCAUGUAUUCUGUAAACAGAUGUAUACUAACAGCUGCAAUUCUUGAACACUAGAUGGUGCAAUACACCUAAAAAUUGCUGUGCUGUGUCCAAACAGGCAAUAAGGAGUUGAGUGGGUGGAGUAUUUCAGGAGAGACAGGAAUGCAACCCAUCUCACAUGUUCAUCAUAAACCUACGGUGCAAUGCAAACUAGCUUUGUAAUCAAGCCUCUCCCAUUCUUUACAUAUGUUUAUUCAUUCAUUUUGCUUCUAUUCUUCAUAAAUAGCCUGUGUAUCAGUCCAGGCUUAUGCACCACUGAGAGGCUGCAUUAUGUUUUGAUGCAUAAACCAUUUUUGUAUAUUUCCACUUGAGUGUAAUGUGUGACUGUAACAGUCAAGUGUUUUCCUGUUGGCUUCUAACUAGCCACCGCAGUAAGGUUUAAACAGGGUUUGUGUCAACAAAAAGCCACAUCCAUAUAAUUAAAAAAAGACAAAAAGGACUUUAUUGAUGAACUGUAGCUGACAAUAUAUUUUAGACGAGAAGCAGAAAUGAUGUAGUAAAUUAUAACAGACUUUAAAAAAAAAAAAAACCUGAUUAAGCCAGACAUGCACAUAGUAAACCACAAAAAGAACAAAAAAA